Messenger RNA from Clupea harengus (Atlantic herring), 3343 nucleotides. RefSeq names its product cilia and flagella associated protein 58 (gene cfap58). The record is from RefSeq and is a predicted model, not a curated record. Gene Ontology annotation, cellular component: cytoskeleton. NCBI's taxonomy places the organism in Eukaryota, Metazoa, Chordata, Actinopteri, Clupeiformes, Clupeidae.
AUAGGUUGAAAGGAGGUAGCCUAAAAAAAGGAUUUCCACGUUGAAUUAGCUAUAGGCGGUAAUCAUAGAAUAUGUAGAAAAUAGUCACUAUCACCUUAACACAACGGAAUUAAUUGAACAGUCUUGGUCUCUGACUAAACAUGACCUGCUAUUUGUUCACCAAGAUCUAUGCAGCCACGCACUCCGGGAGACCAUGAUUUGUGUAAAGCUGCCAUCUAGUGUAGUCAAAAAAACAACAAACGAAACUAGGACUGCCCAUUUGCUUACGAAUACAACAUGUAUUAUGUCUAACAGGAAUAUGCGAAUUCUUCGAGGGGACAAUAAAAUGCCCUUCUCUUCGCAGCAACUUUGUAACUUUUACUGUAACUGUAACUUGUAACUGGAUACGUUUCAUUCUCUCGUGCAUUCGAUCUCCACAUCGAAAGGGGAGUGGCCUAGUUGCUAAGGAACGGGGACGCGUUGCCUUGGAGUUUUAGACCAACAGUAACUGCAGCAGGAAAUGAGGGAGUUCGUCCCAGUAUUUCAAAGUGUUUUAGCAGCAAGUGAAAUGUCUGACGAUAGCAAUUUAAGUUGUUAAUAAUUUCUCUUGAGUCCUUGGAAUUUACCAGUUUACCAAUUUAACACUGAAGUUAACGGACAAGCGGCGUGAUGGAGUCUCCCGACAUGGAGUCCGAGAUGUCCUUUGAGGUGCUGGAGAAGGAGUUUCAGCAGGUGCUCAGCGAACUCCUGGGAGACAAGAGCCUGGAGAAGUUCCGCACGGAGUAUGAGAAGCUGACCAAGGCCCUGAGGAAAUCGCACGACAGCGAGAAGCGGCUGAUGACCAAAUGCAGGGAGCUCAAUGCAGAGAUCGUGUCCAACUCCGUCAAGGUGUCCACGGCACUGAAGCUCUCCCAGGAAGACCAGACGACCAUCACCUCCCUCAAAAAGGAGAUCGAGAAGGCCUGGAAGAUGGUGGACACGGCCCACGUUAAAGAGCUCAGAGCCGAUGAGACCAUCCAGGUGCUGAAGGUGGAGAUAGGCAAUCUCACCAAACUGGUGGAACAAGGCGCCGGGCUAUCUCUGGGACAGGAACAAAGCGUGGGGGAUCUGCUGAAAAUCAAAGCAGACCUGACCAAGGAGAGAGACGACCUUCUCAAGGAAGUAGUGGUCUUGCGUGAAAACCUCUUCAGUGGUAUGGCCGGCCAGCAGGACUUGGAGUCGCAGAAAGAAAAAGCCAUGGAGACCAUAGCCCAGCUGCAGCAGAGCAUCCAGGUGCGUGAGAACGAGUGCUCGCGGGAGCAGCGGCGCAAGGAGAAGCUGGAGAAGGAGCUGCGGCAGCUGCACGCCGACCUGGAGUCCAAGGUGUCCGAGAUCAAGACCCUGACCCUGCAGACGCACCGCAGCAAGGACGAGCACCAGCGCAUGGAGCAGCAGCUCAGGGAACAGAGGAUCCUGAAUGAGAGGGCCACCAAAGAGCUGGAGCAGCUGCAGAUGCGCAACACCAAGCUGCAGCAGGAGAACGAGCAGCACGGCAUCGGCCUGGAGCAGCUCACCCUCGACAACCAGCAGCGCACCUCCGACCUCAAGAUGAAAGAGGAGGACGUGGUUCAGAUGCGCCAGGAGAUUGCCAAGCUGACAAAGGUGCGUGAAGUCACCCAGCGCAAGCUGUGCCUGACCGAAGAGCAGAAGCUGGAGGUGGAGCAACAGAGGGACAUGCUCAAGAACCAGAUCACUGGCCUGGAGAAAGAGAUGGAGCUUGCCAAGAAGCAGAUGGAGGUAGACAAGAAGGCCAUUGAUGAGCUUGUGCGAGAGAGAGAUAUCCUGAACAAGAACAUGAUCAAGGCGGCCAACGCCACAGAGAAGCAGAUGAACAUGGUGAAGCUGCACGAGCAGUCCAAGAAGAACCUGGAGCAGGAGAUCAGGAUGUACCGCGACGAGGCGCAGAAGCAGCGCAAGAUCAUCUACCAGCUGGAGAAGGAGCGCGACCGCUACAUCAACGAGGCCAGCGACCUCACCCAGAAGGUGUUGCAGCACAUGGAAGACAUUAAAGUGCGCGAGAUGCAGAUCUUCGAUUACAAGAAGAAGAUAGCGGAGGCCGAGACCAAGCUCAAGCAACAGCAGAACCUCUACGAGGCUGUGAGGUCGGACCGGAACCUGUACAGCAAGAACCUCAUUGAAGCCCAGGACGAGAUCACAGAGAUGAAGAGGAAGCUGAAGAUCAUGAACCACCAGAUCGACCAGCUGAAGGAGGAGAUCAACAGCAAAGAGUCCGCGCUGGUGAAGGAGCACCUGGAGUUCCAGCGUGUGGAGAAGGAGAAGGAGGUUCUCAAGGCGGAGCUGCAGAAGCUGAAGCUGCAGGCCCAGGAGACAAAGCUGUUCAUCGACAACCAGGAGGCCGAGGAGCGCAAGCUGCUCAAGAUCAUAGCCGACGCUGACGCUGAGAGGCUCCGACAGAAGAAGGAAUUAGACCAGGUGAUCAGCGAGCGAGACAUCCUGGGCACGCAGCUGGUGCGGCGUAACGACGAGCUGGCGCUGCUCUACGAGAAGAUCAAGAUCCAGCAGUCCAUCCUGAACAAGGGCGAGCUGCAGUACACCCAGCGGGUGGAGGACAUCCGCCUGCUCAAGAUGGAGAUCAAGAGGCUGCGCCGCGAGAAGGGCAUCCUCAACAAGACCGUCGCCAACGUCGAGGACCUCAGGCGUGAGGUGUACCACAUGCAGCGUGAGCUGCUCAAGGAGCGGACCAGGUGCCGGGCCCUGGAGGAGGAGCUGGAGAACCCCAUGAACGUCCAUCGCUGGAGGAGGCUGGAGGCCAGUGACCCCAGCACCUUCGAGCUGAUCCAGAAGAUCCACUCUCUGCAGCGCCGGCUCAUCACCAAGACUGAGGAGGUGGUGGAGAAGGAGCUCCUGCUGCAGGAGAAGGAGAAGCUGUACGUGGAGCUGAAGCACAUCUUGGCCAGGCAGCCGGGGCCGGAGGCGGCCGAACAGCUGCACAUCUACCAGCACACACUCCGUGAGAAGACCAAACAGCUCAAGGCCCUGGCGUCGGAGAUGAACAUGUACGAGUCGCACGCGCAGGAGUACAAGUACGAGAUCGAGCGCCUGGCCCAGGAGUUGCAGGACGUCAAGAAGAAGUACCUGAGCCAGAAACGCAAGGAGCAGCAGGCCAAGCAGAAGGACCGAGACCUGGCGCAGGUGGGGCCGCCUGUUAUCCAGCCGCAACGGGUGGACGGGCCGCGCUUCGCCGGGGGAGGCUUCAGCCUCAAGACCACCAACAGAGUCACCACCUAGCACCGGCCAACGCUACACACACACACACACACACACACAACCUCUCCCUCUUACCCUCCCUCUUACCCUCCCUUAC